Messenger RNA from Rotaria sordida, 549 nucleotides. The record is from the annotation of a GenBank genome assembly. Lineage: Eukaryota; Metazoa; Rotifera; Eurotatoria; Philodinida; Philodinidae.
AUGAAUAUUAAAAGCAAACGUUUAGAAUACCUAAAAAAGAAAAUUGGUUAUUUACAAGAUGACGAUAUAUAUGUUGUAAAACCAGGUAUAAGAGGAAAUGUUGAUUAUCUUAUUGAUUUGCUGAAACUUAAACGUGUUGAAGAUGCAAAACGUGCGAAAUCUUCGAAAAAUAUUCAAUCAUCAUCAUCAUUAAAUAGAACAACAGUAGCAUCCUCAACAGGAACAAAAUUAGUAUCUGAUAUUCCUUUGAGUGAUCUAUCAGAAACUUCAACAAUUAAACAUUCAAAUUUGUCAAAUAAUGAACAUAAAAAAUAUAUAGUGGACUCAAUAAAUUACUGGUGGGAAAAUAAUAAAUCAAAUAUUGAUUCUUCACAAUUUUCGUUCAUUGAAGGUCAACAUUUUUUUAUUUCUAUGUUGAAUCGUCCAAGUGAUACAAUCAUGGGUAAAAUAAAAUGUUGCUGCGGUAAAAUGAUAUCAUUAACAAUAAAUCGUGAUAAAUUUCAAAUUUCAAAUUUUUACAGGCAUUUACAAGCAGUUACCAGUCGUUAA